AAGAAGGCCAUCGCCAGUAGACGCCCCAUGGAAACGCAGUACCGCGCCCUCUUCCGCUGGCCGCAGCCCUGCAAGAACGUCCAGCUUGCGGGCUCCUUCAACAACUGGGGCGACAAGAUUGACAUGGAGAAGGGCGAGGACGGGACGUACUCGAUCGUGCUCGAGCUGCCCGUGGGCCUCCACACGUUCAAGUACUUUGUCGACGACGUCUCAUGGAAGUACAACCCCGAGUCGGCCUUUGCCCCGGACGAGUUUGGGAAUCUCAACAACUUUAUCAUGAUUGUCGCCAAGGACGGGAUCCAGGCGCCGCUCGAGACCAUGAUCCGCUCCGACGACGAGAGCAGCCUUCCGACGAUGAACCCGGUCGCGUCCGUCGCGUCCAAGGCCGUGCGCCUCCACCCGAGCUCGUCCAACUCGUCGUCGCCUGGCCUCCGCCCGCUCUCGCCCAAGCUCGUUGCGUCGCCGCUGCUCUUGACCAAGAAGAAGAUGGUCGUUGGGGCCGCGCCGCCCCUUGCGCGCAAGGCGUCGACGACCGACGACUCGGAGUAUGGCCUCAACGUCACGGACGAGACGUCGCGCGCGGCGCGGUCCGGCUCGAUCACGCGCUCCAAGAGCGCCGAGUCGCUCCCGAAGCUCGACGAAGCCGAGAUCAUUGACCCGAAGAAGCUCUUCGCCGCGCCCAAGCUGCCCCAAGCCGUCGUGCGUGAGUAUAGCACCAACAGCGUUCUCCUCGCCGCCCGCACCCAGCAUUUUGGCGGCGAUCUGGUGACGCAAGAACACCAAGAGCGCGAAAAGAUGGGCGGUCAUCGCUCGUUCAUUGCAGCGCCAAGCGUGACGGUCGGGGCCAUGGACCCGCGCCCGCAGCGCAACGGCAAGCUCAUGAUCGUCUUGGUCGGUCUUCCGGGCCGCGGCAAGACGUUCAUUGGCCACAUUCUGGCGCGCCACUUGACGUGGAUGGGCCACACGACGCGUGUGUACAACACGAGCGAGUACCGCCGCGAGUACGUGGGCGCGGGUAUCAAGCACGACUUUUGGAACCCAGAAAACACGGCCGACUACCAAAAGCGCGCCGAGAUUUCGAAAAAGUGCCUCAGCGACGCGCUUGAUGCGCUCACGAGCGACGCGUGCACGUGCGUGGUGUUUGACGCGACGAACGCGACGCUCGAGCGCCGCCACUACAUUCGCGAAGAAGUCGCGCGCCGGUCGCGCUGUGAGAUGCUCUUCAUCGAGUCGAUCUGCGACGAUCCAGAUCUGAUUGCGAUCUCCAUCAACGAGAUCAAGCUCAACUCGAAGGACUACGAGAAGAACACGCUCGAAGAGGUCAUUGUCGACUACAACCAGCGCAUUGGGCACUACCACUCGAUCUACAAGCCGCUCGAAGACACGGAGGCGUGCUCGUACAUCAAGGUCAUUGACGUGGGCCGGCAAAUGUUCUGCAACCAAGUCUACGGCUACCUCCAGUCCCGCAUCAUGUUUUUGAUGGCGAAUCUCCAGAUCCGUCCGCGCCCGAUCUGGCUCAGUCGCCACGGCCAGAGCAUGUACAACACGCAGGGCAAGAUUGGCGGCGACUCGCUUCUGAGUCCCCACGGCGCCAUGUACGCGCAGCAGCUCGACAAGUUUAUCAUCGCCAACUACCCGGAGGACACGCGGCUGAGCGUGUGGACGUCGACGAUGGCGCGGACGGGCCAGACGGUCGAGCGCAUUGCGGCGCGCGGCCGCACGGUCGUCAAGUGGAAGCAGCUCGACGAGAUUGACGCGGGCAUCUGCGACGGCCUCACGUACCCGCAGGUGGCCGAGCGCUACCCGGACGAGUACCUCGCGCGCAAGCAAAACAAGCUCCACUACCGGUACCCGCGCGGCGAGUCGUACCAAGACGUGAUCCACCGCCUGGAGCCGGUCAUUACGGAGCUCAUGCGCCUCGACCGCCCCGUGCUCAUCGUCGCCCACCAAGCGAUUCUCCGCGUCUUGUACGCGUACUUGACCAACAAGUCGCCGGAAGAGUGCCCGACGAUCGACAUCCCGCUGCACGUCGUGAUCCAGCUCACGCCCAAGGCCUACCACUGCGAAGAGGUGUGGCACCACCCCAUGUAAAACCCGGCGGCCUUGGCAAACCGAGACCACACGCUAUAUGAACACACAAGCACACGCUGCUGUUUUG
Saprolegnia parasitica CBS 223.65 is the source of this 2158-nucleotide messenger RNA. RefSeq lists its product as hypothetical. The record is from RefSeq and is a predicted model, not a curated record. Gene Ontology annotation, biological process: fructose metabolic process; fructose 2,6-bisphosphate metabolic process. Gene Ontology annotation, molecular function: 6-phosphofructo-2-kinase activity; ATP binding; fructose-2,6-bisphosphate 2-phosphatase activity. Lineage: Eukaryota; Oomycota; Saprolegniomycetes; Saprolegniales; Saprolegniaceae. Bases 28 to 2091 code for a protein of 687 amino acids. Gene Ontology annotation, cellular component: cytosol. The transcript has 9 exons.